Nicrophorus vespilloides is the source of this 749-nucleotide messenger RNA. RefSeq lists its product as uncharacterized. Gene Ontology annotation, cellular component: extracellular region. NCBI's taxonomy places the organism in Eukaryota, Metazoa, Arthropoda, Insecta, Coleoptera, Silphidae. The record is from RefSeq and is a predicted model, not a curated record. Gene Ontology annotation, molecular function: ion channel inhibitor activity. The transcript is spliced from 3 exons. The coding region runs from base 136 to 462 and encodes 108 amino acids.
GAGGCGUCGCGACUCUCACUUGUACGCGGUAACCGACACCGCUUGUAACAACUCCCGACGAUCACUCUGCGUCGUAAGAUUGGUUGCACUCUCUUUGGUUAUUUGAUUUUGUUCUUCAUUUACUUCCUGCUUAACAUGAAGUCCUCUUGGUUCCUUCUUAUCGGUUGUCUUAUUCUUGCUUUAACCGACUAUACUAACUGUUCUCCGUCUGAACCUUACUUAGAUGAGGACGACGGUAUAAUUUCGGAUGACGAAUACGCGGAAAAUGAAAUCGAUAGUUUGAUGCAGUCCGCACAAAAACGUUCUUCCUUAAUUUACCUUUUCAGACGGGCGUGCAUAAGAAGAGGAGGCAACUGCGACCAUCGACCCAACGAUUGUUGUUACAACAGCUCGUGCCGUUGCAAUCUGUGGGGAUCGAACUGCAGAUGCCAGCGCAUGGGUUUGUUCCAGAAAUGGGGAUAAAGAUGAUAAAGAAUGAUAACCGACCACCGACCGACCAUCGGCCCCCCCCACCAUAAUUAACAAUUGACGACGAAACCAAGCUACGAAUCAAUGGAAAAAAAAAACGAUUAACGGAAAACAUCUAAUGCACUAUAUAUGUUUACAACUAAUUUACUUAUUAUUACUUCUGUUUUCUUCUAGCUGUCUAAAUACGACGAUUCUAAUGAUGUAACGCAUAUGUGUAAUAUAUUUAGGUUUAUUGAUCGAUAAUAACUAAAAACAAAUAUAUGUAUAGUUAUAAAUAUGAA